AUGGAGGAAGAAGAAAACAACCAGCUGGCAUUCGUGGAUGUCCUCGGUGGUGGUGGCCCAAAAACUAAAGUGUCCAGGAAAGACAACAACUGUGCAAAUACUGAACUUCAACAGCAACCACCCAAUCCUUCAAAAAUGGAGCUGCGUAAAAGCACUUUACGGUGCGUUGAAACGCAUUACAGCGAAGUGGAAAACAAAAUUGCUGAAUUACAACAUCUUCGACGGGUACUGAGAGCGAAUGGCUACCCGCGCAAUUUUGUCAACCAACGCAUACGCAAACGAGAGAAGAAGCCACAUCCAAGUGGCCCUACAGUUUGGUGA
Dibothriocephalus latus is the source of this 321-nucleotide messenger RNA. NCBI's taxonomy places the organism in Eukaryota, Metazoa, Platyhelminthes, Cestoda, Diphyllobothriidea, Diphyllobothriidae. The record is from the annotation of a GenBank genome assembly.